AUGGCCCAGAUUAAAGUAACAGGGGAGGCUGAGAGGAGCCACCAGGACUGUGUGGAGGUCUACUCUGAUGCAGCGACUGUUACCUCCACUGCAGCAGAUAUUGGAGAUUCACUGAACAAGGGGUCAGCGUAUGCGACCUCCACGGCGGCAGGUGUCAGCCGACGGAGGAGAGCCUUUCAGUCGCCAACGAGGAGACGCCUCCGCACCACUUUCAGCCACAAGCAGUUAGAACAGCUGGAGAUAGCCUUUGGACAGAACCAGUAUCCUGACAUCUACUUCAGAGAGGAGCUGGCCCGAAUCACCAAGCUCAAUGAGGCUCGCGUACAGGUGUGGUUUCAGAACAGAAGAGCCAAGCAGCGUAAGCGUGAGCGUGCGUCCCAAAAAGGGCUACCUCUAGAUGUCAUGUCAGGGCACAGGGCACUGCUGGGUAGCAUGCACGUCCCACCAUCCAUGGCUCGACGCUAUUAUGCCCAGCCCCUUGCCACAGUUCUCCCUCCUGCCAUGUUCCCCCACCACCCACCACUGGGCACAGUCAGCCAGUAUCCAUGCCCCUCCAUGCCACCGCAGGCAACUCCUCAACACCAGCAUGAGGAAUGGUACAGCCCGCUGAGGAGCAAUCUGACCUCAACCGUGUUAUCCCUGACGUCCAUGCAGCCCCUGGACACCCCCUCUCACUGGAGCUGAGCAUCCACCAGGAAGCAGAUUGGGCUGUAGUGAGGCUGCCAAGUAUUACCUAAAGCCACAAGCUUA
Molecule: messenger RNA, 750 nt
Organism: Dunckerocampus dactyliophorus (ringed pipefish)
Lineage: Eukaryota; Metazoa; Chordata; Actinopteri; Syngnathiformes; Syngnathidae
Gene: prop1
Product: PROP paired-like homeobox 1
Exons: 3
Coding region: 1-684 (227 amino acids)
Biological process (GO): regulation of transcription by RNA polymerase II
Molecular function (GO): DNA-binding transcription factor activity, RNA polymerase II-specific; RNA polymerase II transcription regulatory region sequence-specific DNA binding
Source: RefSeq, a predicted model, not a curated record